Messenger RNA from Stylophora pistillata, 1839 nucleotides. RefSeq names its product receptor-type tyrosine-protein phosphatase delta. Gene Ontology annotation, molecular function: protein binding. The record is from RefSeq and is a predicted model, not a curated record. NCBI's taxonomy places the organism in Eukaryota, Metazoa, Cnidaria, Anthozoa, Scleractinia, Pocilloporidae.
AUGAAAGUAAAUGUUGCUCUUGGGAUGGCCACCCUUCAGUCGUCAACAUUUAACAAUACUAACUUGGGUGUGUCAGGUGUGUCAGAGAAAGCAGUGGAUGGUAAUUCUAAUACAGAGUUUAGAAAUGGAAGCUGUACACUUACUCGACAAGACAAUCCAAGCUGGUGGAGAGUUGACCUGGGCUCAGAUAAGGUGGCAGUCUCUGACAUAUCCAUAGUCAACAGAUUUUCAACAUUAACUGAUGUGUUGGCCCGAAAUAAAAACUACAAAAUUACAUUGGCUUGCCAAAUGCAGGCCAUUGGUGCUGCUAGCCCUGACACACUCCCUGAUGCCAGCUUCUCAGCAUCAAGUGAAGAUAGCAGUUUUCAAGCUUUUAAAGGUCGACUAAAUGCAAAUAGGGCAUGGAGACCCAGGACAAAUGACAUACCUGGUGAUUAUCUGCAAAUUGAUCUGCAGUAUGAGUUUCUUAUUUGUGCUGUAGCUACUCAAGGGAUGUCAACUUCUGAUGAUUGGACAACAGAGUAUAAGUUACAGCUAUCCUCUGAUGGUUCCACUUUUGUGACCUUCAAGAAAAACAAUGUUGACAAGGUUGGCCGAGUUCCCUCACAAGCACCCAGUAACUUGACUUUAUCUGCAAGCUCCUCUACAAGUAUUACAGCAUCCUGGCAGUUACCUCCCGUAUAUUCCAGACAUGGAAUCAUUGUAGGAUACAAAUUGUUCUACAAAAAGAAAGGGUUCAUGGGGUCAAUGUCUGUUGUAACUAUCAAUGAUGGAACAACUUUUUCAGGAGUUAUUACUGGUCUGGAUAAGUACACGGAAUAUGAAUUUCAAGUGUUGGCUUUUACGUCUCAUGGUGAUGGACCAAAAAGUUCUGUUGUGGUGGAGAGAACAAUGGAAGACGAACCUAGGGGUGGCCCAGCUGAUGUGGUAUCUGCUGAGGUCAACAAGACCACCUUUAACAUUUCAUGGGCACCUCUAUCAAGAGAACAGACCAAUGGCGACAUCAUUCUGUAUAACGUCAAAGAAGAAUUGAUGUCUCGGGGAACAAGCCAGAAAAGAUCUUUGAGUAGCAAAACAGUUAAUACAACAAACACAUUCAUUUUAUUGAAUGGAUUACUGCUUUGUUCGCAAUACCAAGUGUCUGUUCGAGCUUAUACCAAAGUGAAGUAUCUGGGAACAAAGCCUUACAAUGAGAGUUUUCGAGAGGAAGGUUUUCAAGAUGUGGGCAGUUCCACUUCCUACACUAUGAAAGGUUUAGUUCCAGGUUCUAUCUACGAGUUUCAGAUUAUUGUAAGCUCUGUAUGUGGACUCGGAGUACCUAAAGGAUUUCCUGAUAGGGUGGAAACAGAGAUGACAGCUCCAAUGGCACCAUUUCUAAUUCAGUGGACCAAUGUGGAAGUCUUCGAGUUAUCGGUCGAAAUCGAUCUCUGGCCUGUAGAACAAAGAAAUGGCCCAAUAAGUGCUUAUCAGGUGAUUGUUCGGAAAGUCUGUGAUUGUUAUCAAGAGCCUCCUCGAGACUUUGAUUUGAAGCUGAAAGAUUUGAAGAGAAACAACGAUACAUUUUAUCCAUUUUACGUUGCUGCGGAGAUUAAAAAUAAUCCUGUGCACGAUAAGUCUUGGAAAUUUACGGUUGGUGACGGCAAGUCAUAUGGAGCCUUUGUUAACAAAGAACUGACAAGAGGAGAAAGCUACAUUGUCUAUCAAAGAGCCCUAACCAUUCACAACAGUCAAAUUUUAGAGGGAGAGGUCAGCAAAAUCGCCAUGAUUUCUGUUAAACCAGGUAAGCGAUUCAAUUGUCACUUGAUACUCAAAAGCCUUUCCUUUAAAAAACGAAAAUAA